UCUCGCGCAUCAGUCUCGUGAGAGACGGAAGGGAUAUAGGGAUGGCGCUAGCUGGUCUGGCUGCUCCCAGCCAGUGCCCCCGAUUAUGACAUCGUGGGCGUGUUUGGUGGCAAGCUACGGUCGGGAAUUCCGUCAUCUACUCCUGACUGAGCCGGACAACGAUGCUUUGGACGUAAUCCUCUCGCCCCCGUAUUUUCUCACCUGUCCGCCCUAUGGAAUCGGGAUCUCGUGUGCUGGCUACUUCAAACUAUCUACUCACUAGAGUUUCAGAAAAGGAUAGAUUUCUGCAAGCAGAAAACUCUGUGUCUUUUAUCACUUGGAGUUUUCAUUCAUGUCUCCAAAAGACAACAUCGACAGUCUACAAAACACAUGAUAAGAGCUAAAAGAGUCGGUGUUAACAAGGAAUUUUGACGUGGGUGGAGAGAGAGAGAGCGGGAGAGAGAUUGUUGAAUCAACUUAAAGAAGUCUUGUCGUAUUACAUCGCCCACUUUGAAGAUCACUCACAACUCAACGAGACAUCUUGGGGGGAAAUCUCGACGUUGUUGGAUUUAAGGUUGUGGAUGUUUGUUUCCUGGUGGAAUCGUUUCAUUUAUUUAUCUGCAACGGAAGUAUAAGUCUCGACUGCCCAGAGACAACACCCGCGAGAUUUGCCGUUUUUGUAAAAUUGUAUGUUGGUGUUGGAGUUGCCAUGGGAAUCAAAGUGGUGUAAAUUUGUAACGAUCUGUGAGCAAACUGGUGAAAACGUCGAGUAGUUAAGUUACCGGUUCUUCUUAGAACCACCAGACCCAUAAGAGCGUUGUUGUACACGGUAUCUUCGUAAAACUUACUUGAUUGUGUCUCCACCAUGCAAAGUUUCAAAUCCUACUCAUGCAAAUGGUGUAACUGUAAACCUUACUAGAUUGUAUCUCAACCAGGGAAAGUUUCAAAUCUUACGCAUUCACAUGGUGCCACUGCACCACGCAAAGUUUCAAAUCCUACUGAUGUAGGCCUACAUGGUAUCACAUCAAACCUUACUAGAUUGUAUAUCCACCAUACAAAGUUGAACAUGGUGUUACAUCAAAUCUAACUUGUAGAUUGGAUUCCCAUCAUGCCAAGUUUCAAAUCCUACUUGUAAUGAUCUAACAGGAAUCGAAAAACACUCCAUCGUGUACUCUUUGAGGCAAGUUUUGUAUUUAAAGCUGAGGAACAAAUCUACCGGACGAUCUUAGUGGCAUCCUCACCAAUGUGACGUAGACUUGGACUUCAGUCACAUCGGUCUCCCAGCCUGCUCCCGCUCAAGCACACACUGGAGUAAAGUCAACUAACCUCAAACAAUCGACAACCCGGCCUUUGGACACACAUGUUGGUGAGCCUGUCAUGCCAGACGAUUGGCCAAUGAGAGGCCGGCCUGUGCCGAGCCGUCGGUGUUGUGUACACUGUGCAUUGAUCUUCGACGUGUCAAUUGCACUGAUUUGGUCUUCUACUACACCAGGCCCGUUAAAGGUAACGCCUCAUAAUCUAACCUACCAUACCUGUUUGGAGUCCGACCUGAAUGCGAAUGUCUCGCCUCACCAUCUACCGAUCUCAUCUCUAACAGAACACAGUCCAUCUCGAGACUCUAACAACUGGAAAGUUUGAGAUACUUGUUUUUUCUUAAAGAAGAGUUAACUUUGGGUCUCUCUGACACAGUGGCUAAACUCAACGCUAAGGUAUCGCACCUACCAGCUGAUGUAACUAUAAUGACACUGUUAACCAUCAAGCAAAGAGAUAUGGCGCCACUCUACCAACAGUUACCGUAAAACAACUAGCAACAGAUUAUCCAGAGAGUGCGUUAUCCAAUGACACAUUACAGGAAUUGUGAAAAGCUGGCACAAUGAUACGUCACUCUCUGUUCCUACCAAUCCUCUUCUUCCUGCUUCCUUGCCUCCUGUUGAGGAGCACCCAGGCCUGUACAGGGAGAUCAAGUAAGCAGUCAAAAGGACCUCGCCAAUCAACCCCGCUGCAGUUUCGCCAACGGGUGCCCAACGUGUCAGAGAAUACCCUGGGGGCAAGCGGGCCUCCGGAGGGGAGAAUCAGAAGUGAUGACCCCAACUUUGAUGAACUUCUGCCCCAGAAUAACAAUGCUGAUAUACUGUACAAGGAUGAAGAAGGAACCGGGGCCGACAGGCGAAUGUCAAAGAGGUGCAAAGACAAGUUGAACUCUCUGGCCAUUUCGGUCAUGAACCAAUGGCCCGGUGUCCAGCUUCGUGUGACCGAGGCAUGGGACGAAGAUGGGCUUCACAUGGAAAACUCACUUCACUACGAGGGGCGGGCAGUAGACAUCACCACGAGUGAUAAAGACCGGUCCAAAUACGGCAUGCUGGCCCGUCUAGCCGUGGAGGCCGGCUUCGACUGGGUCCAUUUUGAAUCCAAGACCUGGAUCCACUGCUCUGUCAAGUCAGAUUCAUCUGAAGCUGCUAAAUCCGGUGGCUGUUUUCCGUCGGAUUCCCGAGUCGUUCUCCAAAACGGCAUGACAAGGACAAUGGCGGACCUUCAAGUUGGUGAAAAAGUCGCUGUGAUCGACAGAUUUAGCGGACAUAUCACGUUCAGUGACGUCAUCACAUUUUUAGACCGAAAACCAAGCAAAGAUACCUUGUAUUACGUCAUCCAGACGGAUCGAGCUGGCUACACGUUGACAUUGACCCCUCAGCACGUUGUCUUUGCUUCAGACACAAACUCAAGCUUCAGCAGUCACAGCAGGGCCAUGUUCGCCAGUGAUGUACAUACGGGCCAGUACCUUUACACCACAGUACAUGAUCAUGACAGAGAAGCAAAACUCCAGCCUGCUAGGGUGACUGGUGUCUCCAAAGUCACAAAAACUGGGGCAUAUGCCCCCCUCACGUACCACGGUACUCUGUUGGUGAAUGGCGUUGCAGCCUCCAACUACGCAGUCUUGGACGUUGAUUGGGUAUCGCAUGCUGUCUUUGCACCAGUCAGGUGGUGGCAUAGCAUCAAACAAUAUACCAUAGGACCAGUGGAAAAUGACCUGUCUACCAGUGGUCAAGUUCACUGGUAUCCUUCGUUUAUGUACAAAAUCACCAAACCAUUCGUUGGCAGAUGGUACCAUUCAGAUGUCAUCGAUGUAUAAAAUGUGACAACUUCGGUGACGCACAUCAAGUAGUCUGCAUUCCAGAGGUUAUCAUCAAACAAUAUCUCAUGGGACCAGUGGAGAAUGACUUGCCUACCAGUGGUCAAGUUCACUUGUAUCCUUCUUUUCUGUACAAAAUCACCAACCAUGUGUCGUCAGCAUUCAGCAUGUACAAUCGAUCAACAGAGUCUCUGCAGUAUGUUCAUCUAAAUGUACAUGUACUUUCAACUUUCAACUUUUAACUCCGUGACUUCGGCUGAAUUUAAACACUGUGGUUUGAAUUUUUUUUUUUUUUCCGCAGUGACGAGUGAAUGGUGUUGUCCAGUGUAAAGGUAUACCAAAAACUGACCGUUGGUUUCCGCGUGUCGGGUAACAGUCCGACCAUCCAAUAGUCGUGAAGAAAACGAAGAAGCAUCUGUGUUUAAAUAUACUUAAAAAACUACUGUCUUCACCAUCUUUACUAAGAUUCGUCUCUUCAAAUUUCAUAAAGUAAAUUGACAUCAGAAACAAAGUUUCCGAGCAGGGUCGCCAAGAAGCCGCCAAUGCAAGUCCUUUGUAAAACUUGAUAAUAAUGUUUUCUAUUUUCUAUAUAACUGUGCUUUACGAAGCUCGAUGUAGUAAUUUAAAUUGUGACUUUUUUUCCAAGAAAGGAUACAUUUAUAUAAUUCGUAAUACACUGUACUAUAAAUACUUCUCAAUCAUAUUGUCUUAUUUUGUUUAACAAUCCUAUGAAAUAGGUAAUUUUAUUAUGCUAAAAUUAGCCUAAACAUUAUUGGUAUCAAGCUAACGAAGUUAUACAUUAACCACUAGAGGGCGCACUUUACCAUGUGACCCGUGUUGACAAUGACGUACUCAACGCACACCUUUUAAAAAGAUGUCAACAACGAGGAUAAUCAGUAACAAUAGCUUUUACUACACUACUAGCAUUGGGCCAAAUUGUUCCUUACCGCCCAUUCCACAUUGGGAUAUCCAAUUAAGAACCCAUAUCUCCAAAUGAAGUGAGCCACAAUCGGGAAUAAAAUCGAACAUUGGCAUGACUUACCUACUUAAAAAAAAAAAAAUAAUAAUGCAGUUUUAAAAUGACAAAGGGGUCAUUCUACCUCAUCAGCAAUUCAAAGUUAAGACAUUCUGGAAGCUAAUAAACCACAAUAUUAUGUAUUAGAUAGUAAAGUUGGACCAAAGUAUUUAACUUCUGUGUAUAAAGUUCUGAAUUUUCUACCAAAAUUGAUCACAUUUUCGUGAGCAAUCAAUUAUUAAAACUCUUAAAGUUAAUGCGAUGAAAUAAUUGAAGAGGUGGUACAACAUGGUUGCAGCAGCGGCGUUUAAACUUAAUACAAACAAUUUAACCGCCCAAUUGAUAAUAGUUGUCCAAAUGAAGGAAAACAAGUGCUAAAGUUAACAGAAGAUUUUCUUGAAGUAGUCUCGUUUUAGAUGACAAAAUCAUGGAAAAUAAACUUAUUUCUGAGAGACAGCCUUAUAAGCUUAUUUAACCAAAAACUAAAAUAAAACAAAAAACAAGCAAGCAAACGCCCCAACAAACAAAUAAACGACAAGUCACCAAUAGAUGGAUUAUCGACCGCCAUUUUGAUGACAAACAAUGAAAAAGUGCACGCCCCAACACUCAGCCAAUGAUAGUCUUUCACGUGUGCACGUUUCAUCAAAGAUGGUGGUCAAUGACGUCACAAAUGCAACUCAUCUAUACCAUAGAGUUAUAUAAGAACUAUACACACCGUUUGACAAAAUUGGCAGACAGUUUUAACAAUUUUGUCACAUUAGGUAGUUUGAGGAAUUUAAAAAACUUUUUGUUUUCUCUCCUGCAAACUCAACGCAGCAAACAAGUGUCGAGACUUCCUCUGCCCUGAAGCAUGGAUAAAUAAUAAUAAAUUAUCAAGAAUCAAUAUCUGUCAGUUUUGUGAAAGUUGUUCCCUACUACUAUACAGUACACUGCACUGUCAGUAUCAUUACAGCUUGAUUUAUUUUCAUGCAUUAUUGGAGCUCGUGUAUUUGUUUUUGUUUUGACUUUUUGUCGGGAG
Molecule: messenger RNA, 5139 nt
Organism: Asterias rubens (European starfish)
Lineage: Eukaryota; Metazoa; Echinodermata; Asteroidea; Forcipulatida; Asteriidae
Product: indian hedgehog protein-like
Exons: 4
Coding region: 1853-3106 (417 amino acids)
Biological process (GO): cell-cell signaling; intein-mediated protein splicing; multicellular organism development
Molecular function (GO): patched binding; calcium ion binding
Source: RefSeq, a predicted model, not a curated record